Messenger RNA from Maylandia zebra (zebra mbuna), 1350 nucleotides. Lineage: Eukaryota; Metazoa; Chordata; Actinopteri; Cichliformes; Cichlidae. The record is from RefSeq and is a predicted model, not a curated record.
CCUCUUUCUCCUCCUUCAGCUCUGGAAACUCCUCAGAGAUCACCCGUCGCUCCUCCUGCUCCAAUUUUAGUACCACAAACUUUGGACAAAGACAAGAACAAGGAUUGUAACCUGGAGCAGCUUUCAAAGAAAGAUGAGCAAGACGCUCCUAAAACAGACUUUACUCAACCAGUGUGUUCAAAGCAAAACACACUCAAGAGUCAAUGUGGAGUUGAUGCCUGGAAGAGAUGGAUCAAGUGGAGAGAGUCGCAAACCAACCCGGAGCCCGUUUCUUCUCAUGCACUGACGCUGAAGGCGGACCUCCUUCGUUGCUCUGUGGCUGAACUGAGCGACUGCCUGCUUUGCUUCAUCAGGGAGGUGAAACAGUCCGAUGGAGAGCCGUACUCCCCCGGCAGGCUGUUCUACCUCUGCCUCAGCAUUCAGCUGUUUUUGGUUCAGAACGGUCGGCUGGAGAACAUAUUCAGUGAUCUCAUCUACGACAGGUUUUCCACUGAGUUGACCAAGAUCCUUAAACCUUCAGUCACAGGUGGAGGUUGUGUCCUGUCCUGUGUGGAGGAGCAGUUUCUGUGGGACUGUAAACAGCUGGGGGCGUACUCCCCCACUGUCCUGCUCAACACGCUGCUCUUCUUCUUCUGCAAGUACUUUGGCUUCACCACAGUCGAGCAGCACCGCCGGCUGUCCUUUGCAAACAUCACACUCUGCACCAAAACCAGCAAGAGCAACACCAAGACCACCUUCCUACGCUUCCACCCACCUACUUGUACAAACCAGGAAGAGUCAGACACGUAUGACGUCCCAGCUAAGAAGGUUAAGAAAAACGAGUCUGAGGAGGAUUUGCUGGAGAUGAUGGAGAACCAGGAGAACCCCCUUCGUUGUCCAGUCAGACUCUAUGAGUUCUACCUCUCCAAGUGUCCCGCAUCGCUGAGGCAGCGCAGCGAUCUUUUCUACCUCCAGCCAGAUCGGAGCUGCCUUCCCAGCAGCCCUCUGUGGUUCUCGCCCGCCCCGCUCAAUGACAGCAGCGUGGAAGCCACGAUCAUCCGAAUCCUUGCUGUCCGAGGGCUGCAGGGGGGGAGAGAGAGGGUGCAUGUAUGGCCCCGUAACCACUGGAUGACCCAUCAUUUACACCUGAUCAGGAGGACUCAUUGUUUGAAGGACUUUUUUAUUAGGUGCAUCAAGAUUGAUUUAAGAAUAUAUACAUAGUAAAAACAUCAGCAUGAUUCAAUGAAAGAUGGCUGUUUAAAAACACACUGUUUAUGAACAAGUGGCAGAAAGACACCAGAUGUUUCCAUCAGCAGCUGGUGGAAGCUAAAAAUAGAGCUAAAAGAGACUUUAGAGAUUACAGCUGAAUUU